ACCGUAGUCGAAGGAUUCGUGGUACCAAACAUAUAUGAAUUCUUGGCCCGGGCAGUGCUUCUCUAUCCCGAAAUGAACCGAGCUUUGUCUAGUCCUUCAUACACGCUCUGUUACAUCCACGAGGGAGACGUGGCUGCCCACGUAACUGCUGACGUGGCACCCGGCACUUUCGUCACCUCCUACCCGUGUUUGUUUAUUUCCCACCAAACAAAACCGCCCCCGCCUCGCCUGCCGCUCUCCGGACCUCGCGGCGACCGCGCUUCCACGUCACGUGCGCCGCCGCCCGCCGGAGAGAGACCCGACCCCCCCCCCCCCCCCCGAUGGCGGCGGCCCCGGCGACGCACGCUUACCGCGCUUCGGCUUCGGACUCUAGGUUUAUUAUACAACCAACUUACACGUGUAAUGGAACUCAGAUUGCAGGUCUAACAGGUGCCCUUCGAGCAGCAUCUAGAGGAUCAUGUCCUCAUUUCUGCGAUUUCCAAGCAUCAGUAAAUAAUGGACUUCUUUACAGAAGGAAAAAACCUCUACCUCUGAGAUGCUCUUUUCACUCCUUGCAAGCAAGAAAUAACCAUUCAUCAGCUGUUGCACCUAAGGACUAUUGUGAAACAUACAUCCAAUUUUUAAGAGACAAACGGAUAGUUCCUGAUUCAGAUCCUCCAAAUUCUAAGGAUGUGGACCUACUGUACCAAUUUAUUGAUAAGAGUAAAAGGCUCAUGGUGUUAACUGGAGCAGGAAUGAGCACCGAGUCAGGAAUUCCUGAUUACAGGAGUCCUAACGGUGCGUACAAUACUGGUUUUAAACCACUUACCCAUCAGGAGUUUGCUCACUCUAUUCAAGCCCAGAGGCGGUACUGGGCUAGGAGCUAUGCUGGAUGGAGGAGGUUCACGAGAGCACAACCAAAUGCAGCCCAUUAUGUCCUUGCAUCUCUAGAAAGAACUGGUUGUGUUCACUCAAUGGUUACUCAAAAUGUGGAUAGGUUGCAUCAUCGUGCCGGAAGUAAGCCACUUGAGUUGCAUGGAAGUGUAUAUGAUGUAACUUGUUUAGAAUGUGGUACAUCCAUUGGCCGUGAGUCAUUCCAGGAGCAAGUGAAGGACCUCAACCCAAAGUGGGCUCAAGCUAUUGACAGUUUGGAAGUGGGACAACCAGGUUCAGACAAAAGUUUUGGAAUGCAGCAGCGACCUGAUGGUGAUAUUGAGAUUGAUGAGAAGUUAUGGGAGCAAGAUUUUGAUAUUCCUAGUUGCAAUCAAUGUGGUGGAGUGCUAAAACCUGAUGUUGUGAUGUUUGGUGAUAAUGUUCCUCAAGAAAGGGCUGAAAGUGCUAAGGAUGCUGCAAGAAAUUGUGAUGCACUUCUGGUGGUUGGUUCAGCACUAAUGACAAUGUCUGCUUUUAGGCUGGCAAGGCUUGCACACGAAGCAAAUGCUCCAAUAGCCGCGGUUAGCAUUGGGGAGACGAGGGCUGAUGGCAUUUUAUCGUUGAAAAUCAGUGCAAGAUGUGGGGAGAUAUUGCCCAGAGUACUUCAGAUGGGAAGUCUGGCCGUACCAAAUGUAAGUUGAGCAUGUGCGUUCAAAGUGUCAAGACAUCUUCUGUGGUAACUGCAGCCUCCCAUAAGAAACAAUCUUUGAAAAUUUCAGCUGUGAAAAAGACAAGGCGAAACAGAUAAUUAGCUGGAGAUCAUUCAAUUUGUAUAGUAGUUCAAUGACCAUUCGGUUUGCCUGGGGGCAUUAUUAUCCAGAAAAGGGAUAUUCUCCAAAUUGAUCAUAGGAAAUAAGUAUACUAUCCUGGGAUGAUUCCUGCAACCAAUGAUAACUUCUUGUAACUGUAAAAAGGAGUGUUUUUACGAUCCUUAGGAGGUACCAUGAGGUAAUAUUAAAUUAUAACUUUUGGAGGUACCGGAAUAAAUUUGGUACCUAGGUAUAAAAAUUUAGUACCUCCAUAGUUACAAUUCUUGCUACCCCCAAGGAUGGUAAAAAGGCUCUGUAAAAAGUGUCCAAAUUUGUUACUUGUAACUGUGGAUGGUAUCUAAUGUUCAAUUGGGGCCUACAUGAUGAGGCAUAGCUCGGCCGGUCUUGUGUUGA
This is a messenger RNA of Phragmites australis (common reed), 2075 nucleotides long. Its product is annotated as NAD-dependent protein deacylase SRT2-like. Gene Ontology annotation, molecular function: NAD-dependent protein lysine deacetylase activity; NAD+ binding. Lineage: Eukaryota; Viridiplantae; Streptophyta; Magnoliopsida; Poales; Poaceae. The transcript is spliced from 11 exons. The record is from RefSeq and is a predicted model, not a curated record. Bases 321 to 1553 code for a protein of 410 amino acids.